Molecule: messenger RNA, 821 nt
Organism: Pyrus x bretschneideri (Chinese white pear)
Lineage: Eukaryota; Viridiplantae; Streptophyta; Magnoliopsida; Rosales; Rosaceae
Product: E3 ubiquitin-protein ligase RHA2A
Exons: 1
Coding region: 44-556 (170 amino acids)
Biological process (GO): protein ubiquitination
Molecular function (GO): ubiquitin protein ligase activity
Source: RefSeq, a predicted model, not a curated record
AUACAAAGAGAGAGAUCACAGAUUCAUACUUCAUUAAUUUAUUAUGGGGUUACAAAGCCAGCUCAACGACGUCUCGUCCGACUCCAUCCCCCUCUUACUCAUCGCACUCAUCGCCAGCUCCAUCAACCACCUCCGGUCCUCCCUCCUCGCCCUCCUCCAUUUUCUGGGCCUCAGCCCCCAUCCCAGUCCAGGCUCAGACUACGACGAAGGCCUUUCUGCCGCCCCGGCCGUGGGCUCGGGACUCGCGGGCCUCGUUAUCUUGUCCGACCAGCUCGCCCUCAACCGCCACUUAUCCUAUCCAUACGACCGCGACGACCCCGUUGCCACCGCAGGGGAUUGCAAUUGCGUGGUGUGCUUGUGCACCUUGGGGGAUGGUGAGCAGGUCCGCAUGCUCCAGUGCCGCCAUGUGUUCCACAAGCACUGCUUCGACUCCUGGCUCGACCACCUCAACUUCAAUUGCCCUCUCUGCCGCUCUCCCGUCGUACACCGCGAUGGCGUCGCGCUCACGCGCCGCCGACUCUCCCGCGACCUCCUCCUCUGGUUUUCCAUCAGCUGAGAAUCAAUGGAUGUUAACGUCAUAAAUAUGUUCACAUGGUAUCCACCACUGAUAUCCACUCUAAUCUGCCUAUGGAUUGUGAGUCGUGACGAUUGCCGGUGGUUUCUUACGUUUUUUUCCAUUUUCCUUUUAUUUUUUUAUAUUUUAGAGGGUUGUUGGCCAUAGACUUUCUUUUUUAUUGUUUGGUCCUUCUAAUUAUUUUUCCUACGGCUGUAACUAUUUCGUGUUGCUAAUUAAAUAAGGAAGAGUGAUUUCUUUGUGUUUA